AUGGGCCGGGAACCCGUCCCCCGUCGGCGUGCCUACUGGGCAAUCCCGUCGCGCAAGGUCACCAACAUCCUGGCCUUGAUACUCUUCGUCGUUGUUGCUGCCUCGGUCUUUAAACUCGAACUCGGUGCGCCCUCCUUCGACCCGACUUCGCUAUAUCGCCACCACGCGCAUCCAGGCGAACCCGAUUUCUGGGAAUGGGAAACGACCUCCCGCUUUCCUCACGUGCAGAACCCCGUCAAAAAUGACGACCAACUUUGCGACUUGUUUCCCUCCUAUCUGCUAUCGCGCAUCCAAGUUGUUCUGAAAAUCGGCGCCUCCGAGCCGGCUGAUCGCGUCGACGCGCAAAUCUCCAGCGUGACUCGCUGCAUUCCCAACCUUAUCAUCGUCUCCGAUCGAGAGUCGCAAAUCAAAGGCCAUCGAGUUCACGAUAUUCUGGCCGCUCUUCCUGAAUCCUUCCGAGCCAAUACUUCCGACUUUGAGGCUUACGAUGCGCUUCAGCGAGGCGAUGACAAGACCGUGGCGGCGCCGCAAGGAUGGAGACUCGAUCGCUUCAAAUUCCUCCCCAUGGUGGAGCGCGCACAUGAAAUCAACCCCUCGGCGGAUUGGUUCGUCUUUUUGGAAUCGGAUACGUACGUGGUUUGGGAUAACAUGUUUCGGCUUUUGGAUCAAUUUGACCCGCAUACCCCCUUGUAUAUGGGGUCUCCGUCCCCGGGGCGGCGAAUUAACGAGAAAGAAGUUUCUUAUUUCGCCUACGGCGGCUCCGGCUUCGUCCUAUCCACGGCAGCUGUUGAUAAGUUGGUGUCCAGAGAGGUUGGACCUCACGGGGAGUACAUCCAACCUUCAUUGAGCGAGCAGUACGAGGAUAUUAUUAAAGCAGACUGCUGCGGUGAUUCGAUACUCGGUUGGGCACUGCAUGAGAAGGGCGUAGAGCUCUCAGGCUUCUGGCCCAUGUUCAAUCCCCAUCCACUGCAUGGAAUUCCUUUUGACGAUGCCUACUGGUGCCAGCCGGUCAUCAGUAUGCACAAGACACUGUUGUCAGAUAUGACUGGAUUGAUGCGAUGGGAAAACCAGCGGGAUCGCACACGCCCAUUGAUCUACGCCGACCUGAUGGAAUAUUUGAAGCUGGGAACCGUCGAUCACAUGUCCGAUUGGGACAACGGAGACUGGGGCGGAUGGCAGGAACCUCCCGAAUCACCGGCCCACGGCUCUUUUGAAGCCUGUCAGACAGCCUGCCAUGAGCAUGCCCAGUGCCUCAGUUUCACGUAUGACUCCUCGGGACACUGUGUCUUUGUUCGCACGAUGCGGCUGGGCGCGAAGAAGAAACUGGGCGAUUCAUCGGUGCGAUUAUCCUCCGGAUGGGAUCUGGAGAAAAUCAAGAACUGGCGGGCGUCUCACCGAUGUCCUGGAUCAUGCCAUACUAAUGAUAGAUAA
Messenger RNA from Aspergillus niger, 1431 nucleotides. RefSeq lists its product as uncharacterized. The record is from RefSeq and is a predicted model, not a curated record. Lineage: Eukaryota; Fungi; Ascomycota; Eurotiomycetes; Eurotiales; Aspergillaceae. Gene Ontology annotation, molecular function: glycosyltransferase activity. Gene Ontology annotation, cellular component: membrane. The coding region runs from base 1 to 1431 and encodes 476 amino acids. The transcript is spliced from 3 exons.